GCUGGCGCAGCGAUGGCGGAGGCCGUGGAGCGCACUGACGAGCUCGUGAGGGAGUACCUGCUGUUCCGCGGCUUUACGCACACGCUGCGGCAGCUGGACGCCGAGAUCAAGGCGGACAAGGAGAAAGGGUUCCGGGUGGACAAGAUUGUGGACCAGCUGCAACAAUUAAUGCAGGUGUAUGACUUGGCCGCCCUUCGGGAUUACUGGAGCUACCUGGAACGUAGGCUCUUCAGCCGCUUGGAGGAUAUAUAUAGACCCACCAUCAACAAGCUGAAAACCAGCCUGUUCCGCUUUUAUCUCGUCUACACGAUCCAGACAAACAGAAAUGACAAGGCCCAAGAGUUCUUUGCAAAGCAGGCCGCAGAGCUCCAGAACCAGGCCGAGUGGAAGGAUUGGUUUGUCCUGCCCUUCCUGCCGUCCCCAGACACCAACCCCGCCUUCGCCACGUACUUCUCUCGACAGUGGGCCGACACCUUCAUCGUGUCGCUGCACAACUUCCUGAGCGUGCUGUUUCAGUGCAUGCCGGUACCUGUGAUUCUGAACUUUGAUGCGGAAUGCCAGAGGACCAACCAGGUUCAAGAAGAAAAUGAGGUUCUUCGCCAGAAGCUCUUUGCCUUGCAAGCUGAAAUCCACCGCCUGAAGAAAGAGGAGCUGCAGCCAGAGGAGGAAGAGGCCUUGGUCCAGCACAAAUUGCCCCCUUAUGUCUCCAACAUGGACCGCCUGGGGGACUCGGAGCUGGCCAUGGUGUGCAGCCAGAGGAGCACUUCCCUCUCCCAGUCGCCUCGAGUGGGUUUCCUGUCCUCAUUGCUGCCUCAGAGUAAGAAGAGCCCCUCGCGGCUGUCGCCUGCCCAGAGUCCCUCGCAGGCCCAGAGCUCGGCCAAGAAAGAGCCCUUCAGCAGUCAGACGCCAAAGGGAAGGGACCCGGCGUGUGGGCCCAAAGACGGGAAGAGCCUCUUCAGCGGGCUGGCCUCUGGGGAGUCCAGCUGGUCACAGCACCGGCAGCGGCGCCUGCAGGAUCACGGCAAAGAAAGGAAGGAGCUUCUGUCUAUGACUUUGCAGAGUGCAGAGAAGAAGCCUGAAGCUAGUGGCCCGGAGGCCGAGCCCUGCCCAGAGCCCCCCGUGGAGGUGCCGGACACGCGGACGCGGGCUUCCGCAGCAAGUGCCGAGGGGGGAGCGGUCCGUCCCGAGCAGCCGUUCAUUGUGCUGGGGCAGGAGGAGUACGGGGAGCACCACUCCUCCAUCAUGCACUGCAGAGUGGACUGCUCGGGGCGGAGGGUCGCCAGCUUAGACGUGGACGGGGUCAUCAAAGUGUGGUCCUUCAAUCCCAUCAUGCAGACCAAAGCGUCCUCCAUUUCCAAGUCGCCACUGCUCUCUCUGGAGUGGGCCACCAAGCGGGACAGGCUGCUCCUGCUGGGCAGUGGUGUGGGGACAGUGCGUCUUUAUGACACAGAAGCCAAGAAGAAUCUCUGUGAGAUCAACAUCAACGACGACAUGCCCAGGAUCCUGUCUCUCGCGUGCAGCCCCAACGGGGCCUCUUUUGUCUGUUCGGCCGCGGCUCCAAGCCUCGCUUCCCAGGUGGACUUCUCGGCUCCAGACAUCGGCAGCAAGGGCGCUAACCAGGUUCCCGGCAAGCUGCUGCUGUGGGACACGAAAACCAUGAAGCAGCAGCUCCAGUUCUCCCUGGACCCCGAGCCCAUUGCCAUCAACUGCACAGCCUUCAAUCACAACGGGAACCUGCUGGUCACGGGCGCGGCCGAUGGCGUCAUCCGCCUGUUUGAUAUGCAGCAGCACUAGUGCGCCAUGAGCUGGAAGGCCCACUGCGGGGAGGUCUACUCCGUGGAGUUCAGUUACGACGAGAACACCGUGUACAGUAUUGGCGAGGACGGCAAGUUCAUCCAGUGGAACAUCCACAAGAGUGGCCUCAAGGUGUCUGAGUACAGCCUCCCUGCCGACGCCACGGGCCCCUUUGUGCUGUCAGGUUACAGCGGCUACAAGCAGGUUCAAGUUCCCCGGGGCCGGCUCUUCGCUUUUGACUCGGAGGGAAAUUACAUGCUGACGUGUUCAGCCACAGGGGGCGUCAUCUACAAGCUGGGUGGGGAAGAGAAGGUUCUGGAGAGCUGCUUGAGCCUGGGCGGCCACCGAGCCCCUGUGGUCACCGUGGACUGGAGCACCGCCAUGGACUGCGGGACGUGCCUCACCGCCUCCAUGGAUGGCAAGAUCAAGCUGACCACCCUCCUGGCGCAUAAACUCUGAUGGGGCUGAUCAUGGGGCCACCCAUGGAAGCAGUAUCAUUCUGGGGGGGUGCAGGGAGAUGGGACAGGAAGCUCGGGACACUGUCCAGCUGCAGUGACUGGACGGGAGCCGCACGGAGCCCUGGCACGAGUGCCCCGGAGCCCCACAGGCUGGGCCGGGCCACAGGCACGCCCAGGGGCAGGGAGAGCUUGGGAAGCAGGCGGUGCAUCGUGAUGGCUGCUCGCCCUUGGCCCAGGAGAGAUUGACAGUAUUUUGUAUAUAUUUGCUCAUUUUUCAUCGUUUUUUUAAAAAAAGAAUGCCCUCAUAGUCACCUGGUAUCUUUCUGGAACAUGUGUGUGCAGCAGAGUGUCUCUCUUCACCCCUUGCCCUUGAAGAAGCAGAUGUUCCGGCAGGAAGCCGGUCAGCCGCAAGCGUCCCCUGCGCGCCCGCUGUCGCCAGCCGCAGGGCUGGGCUUGGGGGAGGUUUGCUUUGCCUUUGAGGGAGGACGUCCCCUGUCUCGCACUGCACUGGCCAGCUGGGGCUGGUGCCGGUCCUGUUUCUUUGGCCCCAGGUCAUGGAGGUCACAGCGUUCCUUGGAGCGGCUCGGGAUGUCAGGGGCCCGGGCUUCUGCUCCCGGGCUGCCCUCUGUACUUGGUUUCCCUGUCCCUCUGCCACUGGGGCCCCUGUCCUUCUGUCAACUCCACCUUCUUGAGGUUGACCAGAGCCAGGCGCCAGCGCCCUCUGCUGGUGGAUGGUGAGAGCACCAGAACGAGUCUGUCGCUUCUUUUCCAGCCGAGGCGGCCGGCCAGGUACCUACUGAGGAAAAUCAUGAAGUUGGUGCGAGCGCUUGGGCACCGUUCUGCUGGGAGUUGGAGGAAGAGUAGGUAUUUAUGUAGCUCCAUUCCAUUAGUCUGAGAGACUAAGAAGUAGUGACUUACACACGUUUACCUAUUUCUACCUUGGUAACCCUCGAUUCAAAUGAAGAAAACCGAGACUCUCCAUUUACAGCUUCCCCAUCUUCCGCCCUGAAACAGCAAACUGUGCACGUCCCCCAGCGAUUCUGUAGGACAUUUAAGAAGCCAUCGUGUGUUUCGUUUGAGAGAGAAUGGACUGUUUAACUUCAGAGUUCUGUCUCACUUUCUGCCUUACACACAUUCUCUCUUCGGGGUCCUGUCUCCACUGCUGCCGGAAUGUCUUCAAGGACUGCAAAGAAACAACACUUGGAAA
Molecule: messenger RNA, 3459 nt
Organism: Hyaena hyaena (striped hyena)
Lineage: Eukaryota; Metazoa; Chordata; Mammalia; Carnivora; Hyaenidae
Gene: WDR91
Product: WD repeat domain 91
Exons: 15
Biological process (GO): early endosome to late endosome transport
Cellular component (GO): late endosome membrane; early endosome membrane; extrinsic component of endosome membrane
Molecular function (GO): phosphatidylinositol 3-kinase regulator activity; protein binding
Source: RefSeq, a predicted model, not a curated record